AUGGUACUGCUCGCUCGUUCUAUCCAACGCUGCACUCGUCCCUUAUCAGCAAGGGCACUUUCUACAACAUCUUCUUUGAGCACCCGCUCGUUGACGUCGACAAGAGCAGCCGCGGCUUCGCGGCCAGCUCUGACGUCGUCGAGAUGCUCACCCCUGCCCCUCUCUCUCCCUAGUCGCUCACCAUUCGGAGCUCCCGCCUCGAUUCGCAUGCUGACAGGUAAACGUGAAAAGGUCAAGGUUCUGCUAGUUCUAUACGACGGCGGCGAGCACGCCAAGCAGGUCCCCGAACUGCUGGGAACCACUGAGAACGAGCUUGGCAUCCGCAAGUGGCUCGAAGACCAAGGCCACACUCUGGUGACGACUUCGGACAAGGAGGGCGAGAACUCCACUUUCGACAAGGAGUUGGUGGAUGCCGAGAUCAUUAUUACCACACCCUUUCACCCUGGCUACCUUACAGCAGAGCGUCUGGCCAAGGCGAAGAAGCUGAAGCUUGCCAUCACAGCCGGUAUUGGUUCCGACCAUGUCGACCUUGACACGGCCAACAAGACGAAUGGAGGUAUCACAGUGGCCGAGGUGACCGGCUCCAACGUCGUGUCGGUUGCUGAGCACGUCGUCAUGACCAUCCUGGUCCUUGUCCGCAACUUUGUCCCCGCACACGAGCAGAUUGCCGCCGGCGACUGGAAUGUCGCUGCCGCUGCCAAGAACGAGUACGACCUGGAGGGCAAGGUUGUCGGUACCGUUGCCGUUGGCCGCAUCGGUGAGCGUGUCCUGCGCCGUCUCAAGCCCUUCGACUGCAAGGAGCUCCUCUACUACGACUACCAGCCUCUCAAGCCCGAGGUCGAGAAGGAGAUCGGCUGCCGCCGUGUUGACGACCUCGAGGAGAUGCUGGCCCAGUGUGAUGUUGUUACUAUUAACUGCCCGCUACACGAGAAGACCCGCGGUCUGUUCAACAAGGAGCUGAUCUCCAAGAUGAAGAAGGGCUCGUGGCUUGUCAACACCGCCCGUGGUGCCAUUGUCGUCAAGGAGGAUGUUGCCGAGGCCUUGAAGUCUGGCCACCUCCGCGGCUACGGUGGUGAUGUCUGGUUCCCCCAGCCCGCCCCCAAGGACCACCCCCUUCGCUAUGCCCAGAACCCCUUCGGCGGCGGCAACGCCAUGGUCCCCCACAUGUCGGGUACAUCUCUCGACGCCCAGAAGCGCUAUGCUGAGGGUACCAAGUCCAUCCUCCAGAGCUAUCUGUCUGGCAAGCACGACUACAGGCCAGAGGAUUUGAUCAUUAUCGACGGUGACUACGCUACCAAGGCCUACGGACAGCGCACCAAGAAGCAAUAA
This is a messenger RNA of Neoarthrinium moseri, 1329 nucleotides long. RefSeq lists its product as uncharacterized. The record is from RefSeq and is a predicted model, not a curated record. Gene Ontology annotation, molecular function: oxidoreductase activity, acting on the CH-OH group of donors, NAD or NADP as acceptor; formate dehydrogenase (NAD+) activity; NAD binding. The transcript has 3 exons. NCBI's taxonomy places the organism in Eukaryota, Fungi, Ascomycota, Sordariomycetes, Amphisphaeriales, Apiosporaceae. The coding region runs from base 1 to 1329 and encodes 442 amino acids. Gene Ontology annotation, cellular component: cytosol.